CAGUCGCGAAAACAACCCAUAAUAACACACCCCAAAGCCCUCUUAAUUUAUCUCCUACAAACGCGUCCUCUCAGGUCGGCCUCAGGACCGUGGGGAAAAUCGGGGAGUCUUUUAUCAGAACCGGCAACUGACAGCGGGGAGGGGAGCCUUAACCACGCGGGACAAGCAGACGAUAUUCUCGUGUCGCCGCGACCGAGUGCGUGUGACGCCUCCUCGCUGUAGCUCACAGUGCCCUUUGACUGUGAUCUGUGUUUAAGAGGUUUUCCGACGCUCCAGCCACGCCAGGAAGAAAAUGCCAGCUAAACGCAUACCCACCAGUGAGACGCAGGAGGCUCUCACUGCCGCAGAAUUGGAGCCCAUGAGCCCCACAGAAGAGAAGAAGGCGGAUGACAAUGGCAAAACACAACUCAAGAAAGAGCUCGGCUUGGUCGAGGGAAUUGCGAUCAUCUUGGGUAUUAUCAUUGGCUCAGGCAUUUUUAUAUCACCAAAGGGUGUACUGAAAGAGACAGGGAGCGUGGGUAUGUCCCUGGUGGUGUGGGUACUUUGCGGAUUUCUGUCCAUGAUUGGUGCCCUUUGCUAUGCUGAGUUGGGCACUUCCAUACCAAAAUCAGGAGGCGAUUAUGCAUAUAUCAAUACAGCAUUUGGAUCGUUACCUUCCUUUCUUUUCCUCUGGGUUGCAAAUCUUAUAUUUGUGCCAACAACUAAUGCCAUAAUGGGACUCACGUUUGCCAAAUAUGUGAUUCAGCCUUUCUUUCCUGAAUGUGAAAUGCCUAAUUCUGCUGUUAGACUCCUGGCAGCUCUUGCAAUUUGUUUCUUAACAUUUAUCAACUGCUGGAAUGUGCGUUUAACUACCAAACUACAGAAUUGCUUCAUGAUAACAAAAGUUGGUGCUCUCUGCAUUGUCAUUCUAGCUGGUCUUGUGACUAUUUGCAUGGGCAACACACAAAACUUUCAAAAUUCAUUUGAAGGGACCAAGACAGACCCAGGGAGUAUUGCUGUGUCUUUCUACUCUGGUAUAUUUUCUUAUGCUGGAUGGAACUACCUUAAUUUCAUGACAGAGGAACUGCAGAAUCCAUUUGUGAAUUUACCUCGGGCUAUCUACAUCUCAUUGCCACUGGUGACACUGGUCUAUGUAUUGGCAAAUGUAGGUUAUCUGGCUGUUCUAACACCUACUGAAAUGCUGGCAUCAGAUGCUAUUGCAGUGACUAUGGCCGACAAGCUCUUCCCGUACUGCAGUUGGAUCAUGCCAAUUCUCGUUGCAAUCUCAGCAUUCGGUGGUCUCUCUGUGCAUAUUAUGACAUCAUCAAGGUUAUGUUUUGUGGGAGCUCGGCAAGGACACUUCCCUGACUGCUUAGCGCUUAUUAACUAUAAGUGUAACACACCAACGCCUUCACUCUUCUUCCUUGGCUGCUUUUCACUCUUAUACCUGUGCACGACCGAUAUCUACAGCCUCAUCGAAUAUUCAAGUUUUGUGGAGUCUUUAUUCAUCCUCAUCAGCAUAGCAGGACUCUUGUUCAUGAGGUGGCAAAGACCAAACAUGAUAAGGCCUAUUAAAGUGAAUCUGUUGGUCCCAUGUGCAUUCUUCCUCAUCUGCGGCUUCUUAGUCUUCCUUCCACUUUACGUAAGGCCCUUAGAGGUCGGCAUGGGAAUACUGAUCACUAUCAGUGGCAUCCCUGCGUAUUUCUUGUUUGUCUACCCACAAAAUAAGCCAGCGCUCAUUAGGAAAGUUCUAGAUAAACUGACAGUAAGUACUCAGCAGUUGUUCUUGUCCGUACAAGGAGAUGAAUGAAAAGUGACGUGCUUCAGCUUAGGAACUUUCAGCAUUAUUUUCAUCAUCCAUUUCUCCUUUAAAAUUACUUCAUUAUAUACAUAAUCAUAUUAAGAUUUUUUUAGGGAAUUAAAAUAAAACAGGAAAAAUUUCGUGUGAUAUGUCAGUCAUAAACGGUGUCCAAUAGGGCAAGGAAAGGUUCUACAGUUUUGAUACAUUUUCUGAGAGUUUCUCUCAUCAAAAUAUCGAUAACCUCUCUUAUAAAUGAUGAGCAAAGAGCUUGGAUCACGAGAUUGUACACAUACAGUUACUGAGUCUUUGCAGAUGAUUUGUAUGACAUUUUUUUAAAUACAUGAUGUGAAUUUUCCAUAUCUGAUAAACUAGCUUCACACUCAAUGUUGUUGUGCCAAAAGACAGUUUGGAGACACCGUAAACAUUGAGCAGCUUGAGUCUUUGCAAAUGAUUUGUAUGACACUGCCAUUUUUUUUAAAUACAUGAUGUGGUUAAUAAUCCAUAUCUGAUAAGCUAGCUUCACACUUAAUGUUGCUGUGCCAAAAGACAGUUUGAAGAUACCUUAAACUCUGAGCAGCUUUCACUAUUCAGCACUUGACUGGUAUUAUCUUUCACUAUGUAAAGUCCUAUGUAAAGAUCAUCCUAUGUCAUACAUUAGAAACAAAAAAGGUAAACUGAGUAAAAUAAAUACCUUGAAAAUGCUCUCUAUCAUUAUCAACUAAGAGACCCAUGAGUUCUUUUAACGGAUAUUGUAUUUCUCAUAUCAAUACACUUCAAGUGAUUUUACUUGAUGGACAUUGGAACUAUAGUCAAUUUCUAAGUAAUUUUUACUAACUGAACCCGUAAGUUCUUUGUUUACUAUAAUUUAUAAUCCCAUUUUGUCAUUCCUACAUAGUACAACACUGAGCAGGGUAUCACACCACAGAGACACAAUGUAGGACAAAAUACCAUGUUAGAUCAAACAAAAAUAAUUUCACUUACAUCAAUGAAAUCAUUUUAAGGACACUGACACAAGAAAUACAAAAUUUAUUAAAAGAAGAACUCAUAGGUCUCUUAUAUGAUAAUUAUAUAUGAAUGAAUAUAUCCAUGGUAAUGACAUAUAUGAAAAUAAGAAUGAACUGAAUUCACUCAAAGUUUUUUUUAGGACUCGUGAUAAAUACUGAGGCAGAAUGUUGUAAUUAGUACAAGAUGCCAAAAAGAUGUGAAUCUCAGGAAAAAAUACAUAAAAGUAUUGAAUUGUUUUUAAUAUUUGUGUGACAUUGAUGUUCAUAUGUAUAAUCAUUUAAGUAAACUGUCUUUAAGUAUUUGUGUAACUCAAAGAAAGACAAAAGAAAAUUACUUUCAUGUAUGAUUUACAGAUAUGUAGAGCAGAAUAUAAUAUAAUAUAAUAAUGAACCGUAUUCAUGGUGACAAAUGUAGAAAAGGUAUGAAUGAGAAUGAAUAUCUUCACAAUACAAGAGAUGUAUUUGACCGGUUUCGAUUAUAUCUUCGUCAGAAAUACAUGAAUAUAAUGAAUAGAAAUACAUGAAUAUAAUAUAAUAUAUGUAAUAUUCUACGGCUGGGUGAAAUUAGCCAGAGUACCUAUCAAAAAUCAAAAGAAAUUAUAUCUCUGCUUAUCUUUUAUAUGGGAGGUCAUACAUACUUUGAGGAGAGAAGCUCUCAGAAAAUAUGUCGAAACUGUGACGAAUUAUGUGACGAAUUUGCUGUGAUUGUGGUAGUUUUAGUACCAAUAUUGAAAAGGUUAGACCAGAAUGGUUGUUUAGGAAAGAGAGAGGAAAUGGUAUUUUUCCAAUUUGUAUAAUAUGGCGUGAAUGGAAAUACGUGUUAAGAGUUUUGAAUUAUAUGUUUGAAGCAAUUACUGAAAUAUUGUAAGGUUUCCUGUCAGAAAAUAAAUGUAAUGGACAUUUAAUGUUUGUGUUAUCAUGUUCAUAUUCUGAAAUUGCAAUAUAUGAAUUAAUAAAUUUCUGUUGCACUUCACCAAGGUAAUGAAAAUGAAGUUUUCAUAAUGAAUGAUUAUUUCAUUUAAGUAUUGUAUUGAAAUAUUAUUUUAGGUCACCUUAUGACAAUACAUUGCUUUUAUAUUUUAACAAAUGUAUUUUUUUUUUUUUUGUAAAAAAAAUAAAUGGCAGUAUGAAGACAAAACUUCUGUUAUUUUUUAUAACUUGGGUAUAAAAAAUAAACCUGAAAUGAAGAGAGAGGAAAUAAAGAUUUGUCAUUUCAA
Molecule: messenger RNA, 4001 nt
Organism: Penaeus indicus
Lineage: Eukaryota; Metazoa; Arthropoda; Malacostraca; Decapoda; Penaeidae
Gene: gb
Product: Y+L amino acid transporter 2-like
Exons: 12
Coding region: 293-1789 (498 amino acids)
Biological process (GO): amino acid transmembrane transport
Cellular component (GO): membrane
Molecular function (GO): L-amino acid transmembrane transporter activity
Source: RefSeq, a predicted model, not a curated record